Molecule: messenger RNA, 2848 nt
Organism: Malus domestica (apple)
Lineage: Eukaryota; Viridiplantae; Streptophyta; Magnoliopsida; Rosales; Rosaceae
Molecular function (GO): protein binding
Source: RefSeq, a predicted model, not a curated record
AAAAAAUUUAAAAAAUAACACCCUGUUUGUUGUCUGGCUGGAGAGAGAGGAGAGGAGAGAGAGGGCACAAAAAAUGGGUAAGGUAGUGGAAAGGAAGAAGAAGAAGAAAGGACGGCCCUCUCUUUUGGAUCUUCAAAAACGGACUCUCAGAGAGCAGCAGGAGCAAUUACAACACCAGCACCAGAAGCGAAAGCCCAAUUCUGCCCCUCAUUCCAACCCUAAUUACAGGACCGCCCCUACAGAAUCCUCCCACGCUUCCCUCCGGCGAUCCACCCGCCGCAACCCUAACCCCGACGGCAAUUCCAACGACGAGGACGAGGACGAGGAUGAAGACGACGACGUUUCGGCCGGGAAUCGCCGCGAGAAAAAACUCAAGCUCGUCCUCAAAUUGCCCUUCAGCAAUCAGAAACAGUCGGCCAAUUCCGCGUCUCGGAACUCCCCCAGCGUUGGCUCCGAGUCCAACGCCGACGACGAUGGCAAAGACAGAACCGACCGGAAGCGCAAGAUCAAUGCGAUCGGCUAUGGAUCUGGACUCGCUCACCCUCAAAAGGGUGAGAAGUCAAUUCCUGCUGCAAACCCACCAAGCAGCCUACGAGGAGGGUUAACAACGUUGGACUCUGGACCCUCUACCCCUUUGCCUGAUAAAAAUUUGCUGCUGUUCGUUCUCGACAGGCUCCAAAAGAAGGACACGUACGGUGUGUUUUCUGAACCAGUGGACCCCAAAGAGCUUCCGGACUACCAUGAAGUAAUCGAGCACCCUAUGGAUUUCGGGACGGUGAAGAAGAAACUUACGAGUGGAGUCUACUCCAGUUUGGAACGGUUUGAGGAUGAUAUUUUCUUAAUCUGCUCCAAUGCGAUGCAGUACAAUGCCCCAGAUACCAUAUAUUUUCGACAGGCACGCUCAAUACAUGAGCUUGCGAAAAAGAAUUUUGAAAAUUUGAGGCAAGAUAGUGAUGAUAAUGAACCAGGACCAAAGGUCGUAAGAAGAGGUAGACCACCAACAAAAAAUUUGCACAAGAAAUUGGGCAGGCCUUCCUUGGACCGUGCUGGUUCAGAGGUCUCAGAUGCCGCUCUUGCUACUGGGGCUGAAAGCACCACAUUGGAUCUUAGAAAAGGAUCUCUUCUUUCAGACAAGUCUGGUUUGGUGGGUUCGCGGAAUAAUGAUGUUUAUAUUAAUUGGUUGACAGAUAACAAAUUUGAGAGGAAUGAUGAUGUCACAGGUUCCACAAGGGGUAAUUCGAAGCUUGGGAAAAAACAAUUUGUGUUUGAUGAGAACAGGCGUAAUACAUAUAAUCAAACUCAUCCUUCAGCCAGUGGACGAGAGUCAUCUGUAUUGACUACAUUUGAUGGAGAAAGGAAACAGCUGAUGGCUGUAGGGCUUCACUCAGACUAUGGUUAUGCAAGGAGCCUGGCUCGAUUUGCUGCAAAUCUUGGAGCUCCAGCUUGGACCAUUGCCGCAAAGAAGAUCGAAAGGCCUUUGCUCCCUGGUGUUAAGUUCGGCCCAGGGUGGGUUGGAGAAAAUGAUGUUGCGUCACAUAGGCCACUGCUAUUAGCCUCAGCCUCACUAUGUCAGCCAUCUUCAUCAGAGCCCUUUCCCAUUCGUCCAAAUGCAUCUUCUGCUGCAGCAUAUUGCUCUGUUGAGUCUAACGGAGAUAAAUUGUCAGAGAAGUUGUCGGGACAUCACUCAUCAGAGAAGCCAUCGGGGUAUAACUCAUCAGAGAAGCAUGUGCCUUCUAUUCCUUUAGCACUGGAUAGCAAUACAAGCAGCUCGCUUCCUCUGUCUGCUGCUACCUUAUCACCCCCCAUUGUUGCUAAUAAAUCUCCUGAACCCCUCCCUGGAAAAGUAGAAACUGCUGAAGGAUCAAACACUUGUACUGGGUUUAAUAUGCCGAGCAGCAAUCUUGGAGUAAUGAGGCCGAGGCCUCCAUUUCAGAUCCAUCAGAAUUCCAUAUUCCAACCUGGGAUCAACGGAUUUAAUGGCACAAACGGAUUAAACAUUCCUGCUCAUAUGAGAAAGCUAGUUGGAGCGGCCGGGCCCGGUGGUUUUAAUUUCCAGUUGUCUCAAAUGCUUGAUGCGGUCUCUAGGACUAAUGUUAACUUCCAUCCAGCUACUUCAAACAGCUUAACUUCGGAAGAAACUAAACUCUCUGAAACUUCAGGUACGAUAAACUCUUCCCCUUCAUUACUAAAUCCAGUGAAUGAGGCAAUGGCAGCACGGACAAGGGGGACUCAUCCCCAGCCAUCUUGGCAAGGGUUGUCACAACAACGGAAACCCGAUUCAGGGUUGUCACCCCAAUAAAAAUCCGAUUCAGUUCCACCAGAGCUGAACCUCAGGUUUCAGUCCCCAGGGCCCCUAGUUCUAGCCAGCCUGAUUCAGCGCAGCCGGAUUUAACAUUGCAGCUCUGAUAAUAAUCCAUUUCCCCCCCUUCCCAUUUCCCAUUCUCCUUCAAUUAAGUUAACCAAUAGAAUGGUGGAUGAUUCAGUUGCUCCUUCUAAUGACGAGACCGUAGCCGGUCUCUCAACAUCGAGCGCAUCCCCACUCGACCGUAAUGUAAAGGGGUAGAUUGUUCUUGUACAGAUUAAUUAAUGUAUCCUACCUAAUGCUAAUUGUUAGGGCCACAAGUAAAAGAAAAGGGCUUCAUUUGUGAGGUUAGAAAGAAACCAUGAUUUAGGUUUAGGAUGUUUGUCUGAAGAUGUAGGAUAAUCUGUUUUUAACAUUAAUCUGAGAAUCCUUGUUUAGUCCAAGGAUUGUAAUCUCUGUAUAUGGUUUCUGAUGGUGUAAUGUUAUUUCACACAUUUGAAAUAUUUGUUAUUAGUCUGAAGAAAUAAAAGUUUGCUUGAGAUUGAA